AGAGCAUUUGAGUAGUGUUGUCAGUCUACUGUUGGACUCGUCAAGUAAACGAUCGGUCCUAGGCGUUUAUAAGCAGAUGUUACUGCCACUCGCCUAGAAAUAUAUUAAGUGGGUGAGAAAUAACAUUCUACAAGAACAGUGUUAGUUACUAAGAACAAGUGUGAUAGUGUAAGUUGUAUUUAUAUGUGUGUGCGUAGUGAAACGAUCAAUAAGUUGGUGAUCGUUGUGCUGUGGAUACCCUUUGGAUUGUAAAACUGGAUUGAUUUUCAAAAUGCCUUCGCACAAGAAAUUGAUGUCUAAAAUGCGCCAGAUUGCGCAGUUGAUCCUUUUAGUGCAUGUGGUCGAAUUUUUAGAGGCCUAUUGCACACCACGAGACACAGCCCGUCGCUCUCCUCAAAGGAAUCGUCGGUCCAGAGAGCCACGCCGAUCGCCGGAUACAAAUAAAUGGCGUUACGACUCACGCAAGUCUAACUACGACUUUGAGUCUCGCCGGGCGUACGAUUACGAGUCUGGACGAAGAUAUUACGAAAGAGAAUACGACGGUGACUCUGGACGACGCGUGGAAUUUGACGCCGAGUCAGCGAGGCGACGCGCUGACUACGAGUCAGCUAGAAGAACAGACUUUGACUUAACAGCACCUGGAGUUUCCAGGCAUAGUCCUGAAGGUGCCCCAGAAGCUUCAGCAGAAUCACCGCCUGAGCCAGCGCCUUCUGCCCCUUUGAGGCACGAGAGACAGUCGCAUCACAGAUCGCAGCCUUAUUACGAAUCAGAAUCAUCUUCAGAGGAUCGAACAUCAUCAACUGAAGAAGAGGACGAAUUUGGUGAAUUUGAUCCAUUUGCGACAGCACCAUCCCUACAUUCACCGGAUAGUGGUCGAUCUGAUCCCAGAUACGCAAACGCGCCACGAAGAAACCCAAGUCCAUAUUAUUACGGUGACUUAUUCAAGACUGCACCUCCAGGGCCAGCUCCUUCAGCGCCCACCAUUUCAACUACGUCUUCACGUGGCCCUCGUUACCGGAAGUCAGCAAGUUUAGACGCUCCACACGUAGCCCCCAAACCUAAUCUGCCAAAAAGAUUUUCUGUCGCCGAAGAUGGUUUUCGUGAGCUAGAGCGGUCAUCGUCUUCGUCUGGUGAGAGCUCGUGGAUGCCACCGAGGCGUCGCGGGCGCGACGCGGCCGGCUGUGCGUGCGCCGCGCCCGAAGAUGUAGAGGAGCAUCAUUCUUCUCGCAGCGUCUUUUACGUGCCGGCGCCGUUGCCCCGCUGGCCGCAAGAGAUGACCACCCGCCAGAUUUAUGAAACUGCAUUUGAUUGCAAAAUUGCAAGGUCGGACGAUGACUUGGAUGACUUUGAUCGUGUUAGCAACCAUCCAGCACUUCUACAGGCCGAUGAUAGAAAAGUUAUAUCUUCUGCUUCAUCAGCAUUCGAAGCCGUUGAGCGAAGUGAGCCUGAUUACAAAGGUCGCCGAAAGGUGACGAUGAAAACAGAUAGUGUCAGACGCUCUAAAAUUCCUACUAUUCGUCAAAAGCGAGAAAAUGAAGGCAAUUCGUGUAUUUUAUCGGAGGAAUUAGAAAAAGUGCACAUUGAAGAAGAAGAUCGUGCGUCUACUUCUCAAUUACCCCUAAGAGGAUAUACACCGUCACCACCAUCUACAGCUCCGUUACCAACUAAGUUUCAAAAGGACGGAUCUGCUAUGAACAGUAUUAAGAGUGCUCCCAAUCUACCACAAACACAACCAGCACAUCCUCGUCUAAAAGAUUUAAGAUUACCGGUAAAGUCAUUACGAGCUCGUGAAACACCUACAAGUAGCGAUGCAAGUAUGGCUGAUGUAAAAGGCUCAGCUUCAACUGAACUUGAUAUAGGACAGCGCCUAAGGGAUUCUAGCCGCGAGUCCCGAGAUGGUGAUGAUGAGAGGCAAUCAAAAGACGGUAUUUUUUUAGAGAUUAAGGGCCGGCCCACAUCCGAUUCUGACACACCUGAAAUGAAUCGGUAUUCGGGGCCAAAGGGGGUCGGUCCUAUAAUGGAGUUUAAAGGAAGGCCCAGCGUAACUCGUCCUCGACGCAAGUAUUCAAGUACAGAAAGUAUGGCUACUAGUAGCAGUGGAGGAAGCAUGGAGUCCUUACGGAGUAGUAAUAGUGAAGGAGACCGCAGUAGUAGUAGUUCAGAAAGCCGUCACUCAUCAUCUCUUAGUUCACAUAGUUCAGAUUCUGGAAAUGUUCCGUUUACUAAGUCUCACCACAUGCAACUGUCGGGGUUUGGGCACCAUCCCAAUAAGUUGCAUAUUUUAAGUCCCAUAUCUGACAAGUCUUCACAAGAACCAGCAUCAGAAACCUCUGACAAUAACAAAAAUAACAAUUCACAAAAAGUAUCCCCCGAGGAUGUUGAUACGGGAAAUAAUACAAUUCAAACAACAGUCGAAAUCGUUGCUAAGCCCAAACGCCGUGCUUUGCAAAAUAGAAAUCUUCUGAAUUUAACAUUUAGGCAUUCGACCACUGGAGACUCUGAAAUUCAAGGAUCAGACAGUGGUAUAUCAAUACACUCGCGGGAAGGCUCGGAUUCAAGAAAUACAUUUAAUAACUUCAAAAAUAAUACUGAAGAGACUCGUAAAGAUGAGGACGUUGACUUGUCCGACCUUCCUUUCGACAUGCCAAAAUUGAGGAGACGACGGGCUGAGGCUGAGGCUGACUUGCGAUCCUUGCCAUUUGAUAUGCCCAAACUACGUCGCAAAUUACGAGGACAGUCAUUACAGCUCAAUAAUGACUUUGGAGGAGCCAUUUCUAAUGCUUCGUCGAGUCAAAGUGCUGAGGAUUUGAAUCAAGGGAACAAACAUCGGGCAAAGCUAACGUUGAAUUUCGACAGCGGUAGCGGCGGUUCUAGCAGUUCAAAGGGACUGCAUCUGAAUUUGGGACCCAUAGCCCCGCCGCGGGAUCUCGUUGAUGCCUCGCUUCCACUCGAUCGUCAAGGGUGGUACCACGGAACUUUAUCUCGAGUUGAAGCUGAAGGUCUGCUGCGAGACGCAAAUGAAGGAGCAUUCCUGGUUAGAAAUAGCGAAUCAACGAAACACGACUAUUCACUAAGCUUAAAGUCGAUUCGCGGUUUCAUGCACAUGCGGAUCUGCCGCAAUGGUGAAGGUUACACAUUGGGUGGUGCUGCCACGGCAUUCCCUUCGGUUCCUGCCCUCAUGAAGCAUUACGUCACGGCACAAAGACUACCAGUGAGAGGUGCGGAACACAUGUCCCUUUCCACACCUCUUCAGGCUGUUCUACUUUGAAAAUACUUCAAAAAUACCGAGUAUUCGAAAAUUUUCACAAGUCUAGGAAAUGACAAAAAUCGGAAUUAACCACGCUCUAUCGCUGGUCAUGAUUUUAUUGUAUGUGUAGCUUUUAGUAAUCCAGUUAUUAUACCAAAGAAUCUUAGGGCUAUCCUAAGUGAUAUUAUUGUUAGGCUGUAAUGCCUUUUGUACAUUUUAAUACUAACUUGCACCUCUAUGCAUUGAUUUACGUAUAUUACUAGUCUGAAAACCGCAGCAACCUGCAUAGUGUAUUAAUUUAUUCGCAUAUAAUCAUGUUUAUUUCAUAUAACUAAUUGUAUUCAACAUAUAUAUCUGCAGAAGGUUUAAGUACUUAUGCUUGACAUUACUCAUUCAUUUAUCUUAGAAGUUAUCAGUAUAAUAAACUUGAUUACUCAAUGAUAUUGUAAUAUCACAAUUGACGCAAACGAAGCGAUAUAAUGCUACCUAGUUGUUAUUGAUACCGCAUUUUACAGUAAUAUAAAAGAAGCAAUCUUUAUGAAUCACUGUGCUUACUUUAUCAAACUUGAUAAACACAAGAAAUAAUGUUUAUUUGCCUCUGUAUAUACACAAAUUGUUUUCAUAAGCAUGGCCUAAGUAUUUAACCACAAUGUUAUAAUUGUACUCAUUGUUUACCGAAAAGGCAAAUAUAACUGAGAUCAAGGCGUAAAUGAUCAGUUGCACAUUUUAAUUCGAUCAUAUAAUGUCUAACAAGGUUACAUUGGUAAUUUUGUAUGCAACAAAAUUAAUGUAUGUACGAGAAAAUCGUAACUAAAUGUUAAAGUCUUAAUACUUAUGUGUUAAGGUUUAUAAUCGGUAACCAGUAUAAAAAUACCUUGGUGACUCACCCGAUAGGACGGCCAGUCACGAAACUAUAUCGAUUGACUCAAAUGACUGCUAUCUUUCUAUCAUCUUACCUAUACAGCGACAUGAGUUUUCAUGUCAUGAAUAAAUCAUGAUUACAGGUCACAUCUGAAAGAUAAGUAUAUUCAUGGUCAGAUGAACCUAAAUUAAUAUCCAUACAAGGUAACGCCUAGUCAAUAGGCGAGUAAAGCGACCAGGCUAGCGGAGAAAAUGGAUGCCUAAACCUUUAUUUUUGCUUCGUAAUUAUUGCUAAUAUAAUAACUUUGUUGUAAGAUUAGAAUCUUGCCACUAAUAUUAAACGAAGUGAGCUCGAAAAUAGGCGGCCAAUUAAUAUAGAUGAUAGCUUUUGUGUCGUUCUCAGUUUUUAUAAGUCAACCCCAAGUGACGGCACAUAGCAUAAGAUGAUAGAAAAAGAAUUGCACGUGUUAUGUAAUUACCACAUUGACUUAUUUAUAUUUUUUGUUAUAUAGAAUUAAGUAGAUAUAUUUAAUGGUAACAUGGAGUCUGUGGUUAUUUUAAUCAUUUUAUUUAAACUGAAGCAUCAUUCGGAUUUGUUUCACAAAAAUAAUUUCGUUUUAUUAUUUUAAAUAUGAGUGAUGUAAAGAGGAGACAGUAGCGACCGUUCUUUCUGUGAUUUUGAUUUUUCAUAAGAUAAAAGCCAAAAAUGUUGUGUGUACAAUUAAGUUCAUUAAAAGUAUUUGACUAUUAAUAAUUUCGUAAAUAACGAGAAUAUACUAAGUUGUUGGUGUAAAAUCAACUUGAUCUCAACGUAUCUUCCUGGUAGAUUCAGUUACCUUAGACUUAAUUUUAUUUGUACCUGAUUUGAUUCAAGAUGUGUUAUGUGAGACUUAAAAUCGUUCAGAUUUAUUUUGUUAAAUUAAUAACAUAGAUUCAGUAGUAAUAUUUAAUCGGUAGAUGUAAAUGAGAACGAGCGAAUUUUGAUGUGAGAAUCUUUAUUAAGAAUACUGAACCACCGCAAGGCAGCUUGUUAAGACAAGUAUGCAUCUAAUUUUAAAUUAAAUAAGACUUAGUGUAGUGUUAGAAUUAAGUUUAAAAUAUUUUCACAUAAAUAACUGUCAUAAAUAUUUUGUACGUUUAGAUUAUCGCUAACAAAAAAGUUUUAAAAAUCAUAUAAGCGCAUAUGAUGCGUUAAUUUUUUUAAUGUAUUAAAAAUCUAAAUAUUAUCUUAAGUAAUUUAUGUGAAAAUACUUUAUUUUACUAAUUGUAGUAUCGCUUAUCGAAUAUAGGAUUAUGUGUAACGAAGAAUAGGUAUUAUUGGAAGAUUUGGAAGUGUCAAAAUUUUUUCAACAAGAAUAGGUCGGGAAUUCAUGUUAGGUAAAAAUUAUAGCUUAUAGUAGUUAUAAUCAAUUGUAAUUUUGAAGGUGUAGUUUGAAACCGAUGAUAAAAUAAAUUCCAUAAAAUA
Molecule: messenger RNA, 5573 nt
Organism: Amyelois transitella
Lineage: Eukaryota; Metazoa; Arthropoda; Insecta; Lepidoptera; Pyralidae
Gene: hwt
Exons: 6
Coding region: 272-3268 (998 amino acids)
Molecular function (GO): phosphotyrosine residue binding
Source: RefSeq, a predicted model, not a curated record